Messenger RNA from Chlorella variabilis, 165 nucleotides. RefSeq lists its product as hypothetical. Bases 1 to 165 code for a protein of 54 amino acids. NCBI's taxonomy places the organism in Eukaryota, Viridiplantae, Chlorophyta, Trebouxiophyceae, Chlorellales, Chlorellaceae. The transcript has 2 exons. The record is from RefSeq and is a predicted model, not a curated record.
AUGCAGGACAACCAGAUGGUGGUCAUCCUCACAGAUGCAGGAGACCCCGCCGAGGUCGAGGAAGCAGUGGAGCUGCCGCUGCCUCACCCAGAACUGUAUGAGGACAUCGGCAUCAAGCCGCCAAAGGUCGCUGCGGGGGCUGGCGUGGGGCAGGGGACUGGUUAG